GUAGGAUUAGCCAAUACAAAAUAAAAACAAAAUUUAAAACUAUUAAAAAAAUAUUUUACAAACGAAUAUCCCAUCUUUUGUGCAGUGUUUGAGCAAAUAAUAAUACUAUAAUUAAGGAACAGCAUCAUAAGAAGACAGCAGUAAAGAUCCAGAGACGAAAAAACACAAAAAUAAAUUUUUAUCUAAAAUUCUUUGUUAUUGUUGAUUAAAUAACGGUUCACAAAAGGUUAUCAGAAGCUGUCAAACGCAUUUCCUCAUCAUGCCGCUCUUAUAUACAGUGAUAUCGCGUGGAAAUACAAUUUUAUGUAAAUAUGCUGACUGCGUUGGAAACUUUUCGGAAGUAACUGAGAAUCUCAUCACGAAAAUACAAUUAUCGAAUCACAAGAUGACUUAUACACAUGGAAACUAUCUGUUCCACUACGUUUGUGCUGAUAAAAUAAUCUAUAUGUGCAUCAGUGAUGAUGAGUUUCCAAGACAGCGUGCCUUCAUUUAUCUUUCCGAAAUUAAACAGAAAUUCUUAGCAACUUAUGGAUUGACAGCAGCAACAGCCCUUCCGUAUGCUAUGAAUACAGAAUUUGCAAAAAUUAUGGCUAGUGAGAUGAAGAAAUGCAAUGAAAGUGGUGAAUAUGAUAGCAUUCAAAGAGUACAUGGUCAAAUUGAUGAACUUAAGGAUAUUAUGGUUAAGAAUAUUGAGAAUAUAACGACAAGAGGCGAACGACUUGAACUUUUAGUCAAUAAAUCGGAGAAUUUGCGCAAUAAUGCUGUAUCAUUUAGACAGACAAGUAGAAGCUUGGCACGCGCUCUAUUUUGGAGAAAUGUGAGAAUGUACGUCCUAUUGGGUCUCUUAUUACUCUUUGUUGUGUAUAUCGUCACGUCGAUUUUCUGUGGCGGUUUUACAUUGUCCAAAUGUGUAUAAUUCAAAUGAUAUUCGAUGAUCUUAAUUUAUUCAAGAAUCAAGGUGCGAAAAUGAGGUAAAAAUUCAUUUAAAGUUAAAUAAAUUUCCAUAAAAAUUGAAAGUUUUUCAUUCUUUUUUGCACCUCUCAAUAAAGUAACGCGUGAUUAAUUAUGAAAUUUUAUAAUCAAAAACCCUAUUCCU
Messenger RNA from Chironomus riparius, 1096 nucleotides. The record is from the annotation of a GenBank genome assembly. Lineage: Eukaryota; Metazoa; Arthropoda; Insecta; Diptera; Chironomidae.